Aphidius gifuensis is the source of this 1376-nucleotide messenger RNA. Its product is annotated as protein phosphatase inhibitor 2-like. Gene Ontology annotation, molecular function: protein phosphatase inhibitor activity. The transcript is spliced from 4 exons. The record is from RefSeq and is a predicted model, not a curated record. The coding region runs from base 172 to 717 and encodes 181 amino acids. Gene Ontology annotation, biological process: regulation of signal transduction. NCBI's taxonomy places the organism in Eukaryota, Metazoa, Arthropoda, Insecta, Hymenoptera, Braconidae.
ACAUAAGUCAUUGAGAAAAAAAAACAAAAAACAUUUAUCCCGUGGUAUUCACGUUUACUCCGAAGUUUGUUAUAAAUAAUUAGUUUUUCUUAUUAUUAUUUAUUAAAAUCUGUCAAUUGAUACAAAGUUAUUAUUUCAAAAUAUAUAAAUUUGCUUAUUUACUUAUGAAUAAUGGCAGAGAAUCUGGGAAAACGUCCAUCGAAAAGCAUCCUAAAAACAUCAAGUAGUUUUGACACCAACGAGACACCACGACCAAGCAAAGAAACAAAAUGGGAUGAAAUGAAUAUUAUUGCAACAUUGCAUCCACCUGAAAAAGAUUAUGGACAUAUGAAAAUUGAAGAGCCAAAAACUCCUUAUAAUUAUGAAGGUUUUGAUAGUAAACUUGAAGAAGAUGUACUUGAUUCAUCCCUCGUAGCUGAAAAAUUAUCAAAAGGUAAACAACCAAAAAUAUUUGACAGUUCAAGUGACGAUGAAGAUGAACCAACACCUGAAGAACGAGAAAAAAGAAAAAGUUUUGAAGCUAAACGUAAAAGUCAUUAUCGUGAAUGGGAUGCUGUACAACGUAGCAAACUUUUAGAAGAAGAUUCUGAUUCUGAUAAAAGUGAUGAUGAUGAAAAAAAUGAAAAUUGCCAAUUUAAAAACAAUACUGAUGAAAUAGUCAGGAGAGAUGCCACAAAUGUGAUUCGAGAUUUAACAACUCCCGAAAAUAGCAAUUAAAUUCAUUUGAAUUUAUAUGAUUAGGUUUAUGUGUUUCGUCAUGUUAAUUAAUUUAGUGAGUCAGUUGUAUCAAGUUCAAUAUAAUAAACCCUUCUGGUUGCUUCCUUUUAAAUACUCAAUUUUAAUUAUGAACUUUGUUUUUUGUUGACUUUGACAAAAACAAUCUGCAAGGUAUCAAUUAUCAACUGAUAAAAUUUGUAGAUGAUUUAUUAAAUUGACUGAUUUAUCUUUAGAAAAUUAUUAAUUUUUCGAAAUAACCACUUGGAGUUUUAUAAUAAUUAUCAGGGUGUUUUGGACAUGCUGGUGCAUAGAUUAGGCUACUUUUUUGUUGAUUUAAAUUGUUCAUACUAAGCCUGGUAAUUAUUUCAAGAACAAACUUUGACUAAAAUCAUAUUUUUUGAUUGUUAAAUUAUAUACGUUUAUCAUUUUCUUUUUUUGUGAUAUCGUAAUGAUUAUAUUGGGCAUGAUACAUCUGGCUAGACUUAUGAUAAAUUUUAAAAUAGAUAUUAUCUUUCACAAUAUCGUACGCAAAGUCGGUAGUGAUUGUGUAAAGUAUAAUUACUUCCAUUUGAAGAUAUAAUUUAUUUUUGAUUUUUGAAAGUAUCUUAAAAAUAAGUUGUAUAUAUAGCAUCUACAAUAAAUUUAAACUUGUAGUUUAA